AUACACAUAACAGAUUAAAACAAAAUAAUACAGAUAAAAUAUAUAUUUUGAGACGUUUCUUUUAGUUUAGUUGGGUGCUGUGUUCGAGGGGGAGAGGCUCGGAUAUUCACGCUGUGAUAUUUUCACGGGACUGGAGAAGGUGAUUAGGGUACAGCACAGGGGUUCAACGCGGUACGUUGGCAAUCAAUUUUUCCACCAGUAGUCAUGUUCCAAAACCGGAAGUAGUUAGCAUUGUGGGACUUGUAGUUCCGCUCUGGUGCUCCUGGGGGUCGAUAACAGCGCGCGGAGGAGGAGAAAAACAAAACAAAAAAUAAAUAAAUUAAAAAAAAACAUUUUACUGGCUUGCAAAAAAAAAAUCCAAGUUAGGCUUUCUCGCUAAGCAUGCCUGGCUUCACCUGCUGCGUCCCCGGCUGCUACAGCAACUCCCACCGGGACCGCGAACUGCGCUUCUACACCUUUCCAAAGGAUCCCGUGCAGAGAGAUAUUUGGCUGAAGAACAUCUCCCGGACCGGGGUGAGCGGCUGCUUCAGCACCUUCCAGCCCACCACCGGCCACCGGGUCUGCAGCACCCACUUCCCCGGGGGCAGGAAGACCUACAGCAUUCGGGUGCCGACCCUGUUCCCGCUACGCGGCAUAAACGAGAAAAGGGGCAGGCGAGGGAGGAACAAAAAAGUGUCUGCUCAUGCCGCCGCCGCAGCUACUGUUGCUGCCACGGUCGACGUGACAGCAUCUUACGCACCCUCUUGCAGCCUCCUCAUCGCAGUGAAACACGAAGACACCGGCAUCGGUGCCAACGAGCAGGGGGUGAAUGACCAAAGCGCUCAGACCGAUCGCAAGAGGGGACCCGACGAGACAAAGCCCGUUGACCUGACGGUGCAACAAGAAGCCCUCGGUUUCUGUGAACCAGUGGCAGCGUCCACCUCGGAGGGGUUUCAAGCAGCCCCAGGGGGCGACCUAUCAUACCCUACAACCUCCACCCUGACCGCCGCUCCGAUUGUGGUGUACAAUGGUAAGGAGACGUUUGAUCACUCGUACUCACUGACGUCCGGAACCACCUCCACGGAGCUGCUGAAGAAACUGAACGAGCAGCGGGAUAUCAUCGCCCUGAUGGAGGUCAAGAUGAAGGAGAUGAAGUCGACCAUCCGACAGCUCAGGAUAACAGAGGCGAAGCUGAGGGAAGAGGUGAGGGACAGAGACAGGAUCAUGUCUAUGGCUGUGUUAAGGAAGAAGCACGGCGUGUAAUUCUGUCUGUCCGUUUCUUUAUUAAGAAAAUAAAGGAAUGGAAAUUAGAAAAAGAAAAAAAAACUUUUUAUAAGGGAUUCCAAAAGUUGUGUGAAACAAAGAAAGUUUUGUACACAGUCAGUUUAAGAGUAAAUAACUUUACAUUGUCAGAAUUAUUUUUUUUGCUUAAAAAAAUGUUGUUACUAAUGUUAGCUAGUUAUUGUAACAUGUUAGCUUAUAAUAUUGUAAAACAAAGUAGCAUUGUUUUUUUUUUUUUUUUUUUUUGCUCAAAAGCUUGGCUACUGCAGAAGCUCGGAAUGAUUUGAUACAGUGAUAUCCCAAAAAAGUUUGACUGUAUUAUUAACGCGCUUACUAUCACCCUUGGGGUUUACCACCCCAGUCAGACACGUUUUCAAUCAACAGGUGAUUUAGUUUGUAUUACCCAAAGUCUGGAUUCUCCAACUACAGUAUCAUUUGCUCGCGUCUCAUACUGUAGGUGACGUUGAAGCUUGCCUCAGAACUGCGGGUCCGGGAAGUCAAAGCUCCACAUCACUAGGAUGAGCACAGGGAUGUCUCUUUCAAACUCUGAUUGGUGAUGAGAAACGUGGCUGUGCAUCGCUAUUUGAAAUGGGAUUCAUUUACUUUGCUAGCUAAAUACUACAGCUUUUUAAAAAGGAGAACAAAGUACUGAAGAAGGGGAUGGUGGUGGUUCGGAGAGCACCCAGCAUCUGAACCUGAGCUCUGUGACUGUGUAGAUCUCCAGUGCUUGUGCUGUGUCUUUAACCCUUUACAUUGUGGCAAGAUUGUGUGAAGUGUGCCCUAGUUUGCAGCUCACGAUGAAGAAGGGGUGCAGUUAAGGGAUACUGGUUUCCGAGAUGCUCUUCUCCAGUACGCUGUGCCUUCACGUGCCUUAGUCUCUCCCAGCUAUUAAACUGGGUGCCAGCUGGACCCCUGCAUUGAAAAGAGAAGCCGCGUCAGGAAGGGAAAGAUCUGACAACUCAACUCAAAAACAAGGAACAGGGAUACCGUGUCAGCCAAAGACAUUUACUGAGCUGCAACUGUUAUUACAGGGGUGAAGUUAGACUCCCAUUGCAUAGCUGUUUGAUCUAUUCCUGGUUUUACUAGGAGUUUAACAAGACACACCUGAGCUGGUUACCUCUGCACACUGGCGAAUCAAGCUUGUAGUAAAACCUGGAAUGGGUGAAACUGCUUUGCAGUGGGAGUCUUAUUUCUGUAUUACGAGGUCCAUGCAAAACAUGUACUGGCUCUGGCAAAUCAUUUUUUUAUCUCAAUGAAAUAAAAACAUUCCUGUUUGGUACUGGUUUAGUAUUAUAGAUCCAUACUUUUAUGCUGUGUUAGAAAACUAUUGUGAACUGGCUAGGCCUGGAAAGAUAUUGUUAAAACUAAAAUAAACUGUCAAUUCAAUGGCAUAUGUUUCAACUAGAAGUCGAUUCUAUGUCUUCAAUCAAAUUCAGCACUAUUCAGUGUUUAAUAAUUGUGGAAGAUAUUAUUUUUUUUUUAGUUAAGCAUUAAUUCCAUUAUAAUGGCUGUAAAGCAGGCACAGUUACAGGUUUAAAUUCAACUGACAACCCAGUUAUGGUCUCAAGCUCCUGCAUGUCAGGAUCCAACGAGGGUUUUUUUUGAUGUAAAGAAUAUUUUGGGGUCACUGUGAAAUCAAAAAACAAAUGAAGACAAGCAGACCAGUCAUGGAUAACACCUAAUUACAUGUGUUACCUAAUAAGGAAAUGCAUGAGAGCUGGGACACGGAAGUAUUGGUUCACCUUGUCACAGUGGUAUCUGUUUGUUUAUUUAUUACUGUUGUGGUGCAUGUCUGUUUUCUGUGUGGAUAUGUGUGACUUGCAUCCUAAAAUACACAGCAUGUACCUCAGAAUUCGCUUACAAGCACAACACAGUGUAUUGAGAUUGCAACACGCUAUUAAAAUCCCUAAUUGCUGCAGGACAAUUUAGAUGCCAGUACUUCAUAUGCAUAUUUUAUGUUAGUUCAGUUUUUUUCUGUAACUGUUGUCUGUGAUGAGUUUAUUCCCUGGAUUCCAGAUGUGCAUUGCUGGCAGGAACAUCUGUUUUGUUUUUGUAAUAAACUCAUUACUUACUGUUA
Molecule: messenger RNA, 3337 nt
Organism: Acipenser ruthenus (sterlet)
Lineage: Eukaryota; Metazoa; Chordata; Actinopteri; Acipenseriformes; Acipenseridae
Product: THAP domain-containing protein 11-like
Exons: 1
Coding region: 382-1242 (286 amino acids)
Biological process (GO): regulation of transcription by RNA polymerase II
Cellular component (GO): nucleoplasm
Molecular function (GO): RNA polymerase II cis-regulatory region sequence-specific DNA binding
Source: RefSeq, a predicted model, not a curated record